Messenger RNA from Pollicipes pollicipes, 4523 nucleotides. Its product is annotated as membrane progestin receptor gamma. NCBI's taxonomy places the organism in Eukaryota, Metazoa, Arthropoda, Thecostraca, Pollicipedomorpha, Pollicipedidae. The transcript is spliced from 2 exons. The record is from RefSeq and is a predicted model, not a curated record. The coding region runs from base 1138 to 2292 and encodes 384 amino acids. Gene Ontology annotation, cellular component: membrane. Gene Ontology annotation, molecular function: signaling receptor activity.
UUAUGUAGGUUUGGGGGGCAUUUUGGAGACCAACUUAGAAUUUGACCUUGUUUGACCUUUUGGACCCGAAGAUCGUGACCUAGGAGCCUUAAACUCUGACCAGGGUGAGUUCACAUACAGGUCAACACACCCUAAAAAUUUGGUGUUUCUAGCUCUAUUAGUUCCCGAGAUUUUCAGGGGGCCAAAUUCACCCACCCACCCAAGCGAAGGGUAUCCAGCCGGCCACCCGGGCGCGUGUUAAGCGGAGCGAAAAGGAAAGGGACAAGUGGGAUGAAUUCAAGUAAAAAGGACAAAAGUCAAAUGUAAGAGUCUAAUGAGCAGUCGCCAAAAUGUAUCACGGUCAAGGGGCUCCUGUAGAGCUUAGAGCGAAGAAGUUGAAAUUACCCUCCGCCGACCACGAAUAUGUAUGUAUCCAAUGUUGCUUCCUUAACGUUGUGUAACCAGUGUGCUCUGAUAUGUUGAGGGUCGAUAACUUAACAUAAGUACUCUGAACUCGUAAUGCCGAAAAACCGGGAAAUGAAGCGGUCCUUGGUUAUAUCCAAAACCAUCAUCAUUGCUUUGGUUUUGCAAGGUAGCUAGUCAGACAUUGAUUAUUGACUGUGCAAAUUUCGCCCACCAAAGCAAACGAACCACGACGCAGAGUUCGGCAAAAGCCAGAACGAUCUUGUAACGGAUUAGAGUGCAACUAUGUGGUGACUAUUUGACAUGCUACACUUAUUGCCGUGAUAUGUAUCCAAAAAUCAGCACUGCACCAUCCAUGUCCAGCUGUACAAUCUGUUUCUCCGGUCGAACGUCGCUCACACUGAAUUAAUCGAGACAUCUGGACAGCCAAAGCUAGCCCGUGCGUCCCGUUGACAGAUUGCUGUGGUGGUUGUUGGGCUUAGGGGCUUGUCGUCCAUCGAUGUGCAGAUUUCCCCAAAGAUGGCAGAUACGGUCCUUGAGCGCAGAUUACUGCCCGGGCCGCGCUCAGUCCAGGCAUGUGGCGCUCAUAUCUCACCAUAUUUGUCGAGGCGCGUAAACAUGUGUCGCUAAACCACGAUUGGACCAUCAGCCGGUCCUGUCGUUCCGGGGAGCCGAUAACGACGUCGGUAUCGAGCGGUCCGGGGCCGGAGCCUCACGCGCGUUGUCGCGCGGGUCAUGUAUCGAGCCGGCGCCACUUUCAGUCGUAACGACGUUGGGCGCGUGAGUGAGCGCGCGCCGCGCCGGCCCCGCCGCCGUCCGCCGCCGCCGGCCAUGCUGAGGUACAGCGUCAUCGAGCGGCUGACGCAGACGUCCAGCGUCAUCCAGCAGUACAUGAAACGGCGCUCCGAUGAUGACGCCGGCGCGCGCAAGAUUCGCCUGCUGAGCGUGCACGAGGUGGCCGACGUGCACAAGGAGCCGGGCAUCAUCAGCGGCUACGUGCCGCACGGGUCGCCCUGGGUCUGCGUGCGCGGCCUCUUCCUGGCCACCAACGAGACCAUCAACUUUUGGACGCACUUCCUGCCGUCGCUCUACUUCAUCUGGAAGCUGGCUGAACUACGGCACUCGCUCGACUUCUCCGACUCGUACACCUGGCCCUACAUCUGCUACAUGCUGACCACCUGCGUGUACCCGUUCGUCUCGUGUGUGGCGCACGCCUUCAGCUCCAUGUCCGUCAGGGCGGCCCACGUCGGCUUCUUCAUCGACUACGCUGCCAUCAGCAUCUUCAGCUACGGUGUGGGCGUGUUGUACCGCAGCUACUGCUUUCCGAAGGACCUCCUGGGCACCGUCUAUAGCGACUACUUCAUCCACGUCUGCUUCGUCAACACGAUCGUCUGCACGUUCCUGGCGUGUCGGUCGCGCUUCCUGCAGCGCAGCUUCUGGCAGAAGCGGACGCGGUUGCUGGCGUUCCUGGUGCCCUACGCCUGGGACAAUGUGCCCCUGCUGUACCGGCUGCUGACCUGCGCCGAGACUCGGCCGUGGACGCCGUGUCGGCCUUCGGACGCGCUCCACCUGCGCCAGGUGGCCGCUUCCAUGCUCGGCUCCUUCUUCUACGGCACGCACCUGCCGGAGCGCAUGGCGCCCGGCACGUUCGACAUCAUCGGACACUCGCACAACUUCCUGCACAUCCUCGGCAUCGUGGCCACCAACGAGCAGAUGAACGGCGCCCGGCUGGACAUGGAUGAGGCGCGCGCGCCGCACCACCCGGACGGCGUCGACCUCGACCUUUGGGCCACUUGGGGCGGCCUGCUGGCCGUCGCCAUCAACAUGCUGAUUGUGGCCGUCUCCGUGGUGGCCAUGAGCCGCAAGCUCGGCCGCGAGAAGAACUUCUGAUAACGCCACCUGUUGACAAAACAGGAUAAUUCAGCUUGGGACCGUUUCCGACGUUAACGUCAUCAAUCUUGCGAUGCUUUUGGAUGAAAUGUCUUUGGGUUGCCGAGUGGGUAAGUGAUCAUGAGCGCUGCAUUUGAAAUUAUACCCUCACGUGUUCGUACAGCUCGGAGACGCGUGGCGUCGCAUCGUCGUCGUGUCAACGUAAGUGCCUUAGCGUGCCGCUGCAGGGAAUGGGUUCGUUUGACAUCCGCAACGGUCAGUAUCAGACCAGUUAGUUUGUGUGCAGCAUGUUGUUCAGUCCUUACCGUACAUAGGCCGUGCGAUGAGUGACAGGUAGUCUGGUAACAGGGUAACGAUUGAUUUUUUAAGGAAUUAAUUUUUGAAACCCUUUUCAAAUAAUUUUGACUCCCUUUCAUGUAUUUGCAUUUCUCUUCCACUUUGUGGUGACUGCUUUCUCCACAAACAGUGAUGUGUUGGAGAGAAUGUAGUUCAUAGACCAUCACAUGCAACAAGCCGUGAUAUAAUCUGAGUGAUCAGGCAACUUAUAGCUACCCAUUGCGCAAUAUUGCAUGACUAGAAGCAGAUUAGAAGAUUAGCAGUUGUUUGGUAUCACAUGAUUGUAAGCAAGCUGAUAAUGUCUACGUAUUUGACGAUGGAGUGCUGGUGAAGAACACGUCGUUGGUGUUCGCAGUCACGAUAGUGCUACACGACGAAAGAUUGUUUUUAGAUGAACAGCCAUCGCUGUUUCAACCAAGCCUUUGCCACGCUCUUACCGUUCUCGCAUAUCAUUUUGUGUUGCCGCCUGUGGGUGCUACUGCCGUUUGUUUUUCCGCUGUGGGGCGCAGCUAGCCUGUGGCAGCCAGAAAUCUUAAACGCAGCGUGAGCCUGCGUUCCUCCGAGCAGGGAAUCGGUCGUUAUCUCUACGUUACCGGGUGAUAUUGCGGCGGUGACCUUGGCCGAAGCGUGACGCGGUGGUGUGAGCGCGGGCGGGCGCCACGGGGUGACGGCGGUGCGGUGGCCCGCCCUGGGAGCGACUCUGGUGACGGCGGUGCGGUGGCCCGUUCAGAUGGCGACUCUGGUGACGGCGGUGCGCUGGCCCGCUCUGAUGGCGACUGGCGACGGCGGUCAGACGCAGCCAGCGCCUGACAGGCAGGUGGUUGGCCGUAAUCCCUGUAAACGGCCGCCUCGUUCCAUGUGGCGGUUUCAGGGCGCAUCUUCGCUUGCUACCUGUCCGCUUGCUAGUCCUCCACAGCCCGUGAACUGUGCGGACCGAUGUCCUCUGCAACCCUGCUCUUCCCGCAACUCGGCACGCUGGCUGCUGCUUGCAAAAAACUGUGCUGUGAUGUUAUUCUUCUACGUGCUCUGCUGCUGGCUUGCGCAUAGAAACCGGUAAUGGCUAUAGCUUGUUACAGUUCAGAAGUUUUGUACUGUAGAAUAGGCCGUGUUAUGUCGGGACGGGUGGAUUAGAUAAAGACGCGCCAUGCGUUCACGGUGUCGCUGGAAUCACAUUGGGCGUGGAGUCGUCGCGAAACGGUCUGAGCGAGGGGUUGAAAGUUACUUGAAAAUGUUUGCGGACGGUUGUCGACAAACCAGGACGCACUGUUCCUCUGCGUUUGUCUUCUGUGCUUUGCAUGCGCGCGUCCUUUACACGUGCCCUUCAGAACGUGCGAUGUGCGACUGUCCACGCUGUUGAGACGGCCUCGGCGCCGCCUCGACCUCGCUUGACCCGAAUAAUCCUCGUCGGCGACCGCUGAGCGCUCCGGCGUGGGGUGCGAGGCUGUGGCGAAACUCUGGCAUGCCGCUUGUGUUGCAUGUCGGAUACUUCCCGCUCUCGUCUGGUUUCCCGCAGACCUCCGCCUUUUUCGAGCGCGCUGCCUGCACUGCGUCCUUGUCCUGUCACGUGGUCGAGUUUUGCACACUACCUCCGGACUCCGUCAAGCAGCAGCGAUUGUUCGGCGCAGCACCGGGAACGGCAGGUUGCGCGCGACUGUUCCUGUCGGCGGGCUUGUACGGCGACUGCCGCGUUGCUGGCAUACCUGUGAUACUUUGGAUAGUCGUUUUUAGCGCGGGUGCUCGAAGCCCCAGCGUGCUGUUGAGCUGCGGGGCUGCACGCGAGAUAACUACGCAUGGGACCGAAGCUUACUUUUAGCACUGUGCAAGCAAUUGCACGAACGGCCAGGGUAUCGAGUGUUCGCUUUUCGUGCGCCACGGUACUGUUCAGUGAAAUAAAC